AUGAAGGCUGAGUUGAACAGGUGGUUUUUAACCACAAAAAGAUGUUCAUGUUCCCACACCAAGGAGAGAGAGAAGAAAUACCUACGCAUCUCUUUGGGCAGAAGCGUAAUCCUUCCUUGGGACAAAAGCAGAUUGUUUUUCUUCCUCCUCUGCCUGUUUCCAAAGAUGGUGCCAGCCAUACAGUAUCCUAAAACCUUGCCCUGUGAUGUGAGUUUCAAUGUCUCGGAAGAUCUUCUGAUAGUGGACUGCAGAGACCGCCGUCUUGUCACAUUCCCAGAGGGUAUCCCUGCCAACACUACCAACCUGACGCUUUCCAUCAAUCACAUUGAGGACAUUAAGCCAGCUAACUUUGAGCACCUUGAGAACCUGGUGGAGGUUGACUUCAGGUGCAAUUGUAUGCCGUUCACAAUGGGGCCCAAGGAUCAUAUCUGCACCAAGAGUCUGAAUGUCCAACACGGGACUUUUGAAAAACUCACCCAUUUGAAAUCACUGUACUUGGAUGGAAACCAGCUCUCAGAAGUCCCCCGGGGCCUACCACAAAAUUUAAGUCUACUGAGUCUUGAAGCGAACCACAUCAUUGCCAUCAGCAAAGAAAGUCUGAAAGAACUUGGGAACAUAGAAAUUCUCCUUCUUGGGAAGAACUGUUAUUACCGCAAUAGUUGCAAUGUAACUUUUCAAAUUGACAACACUGCUUUCCAGGCCCUGAAAAAAUUAACAGUGCUGUCCUUAAAAGCCAAUAACUUAAGCAGUAUCCCACAGAACCUGCCACACAGUUUAAAGAAACUGUACAUUCAUGAUAAUCAGAUUCAAAAUGUCAGUCAGCAUGACCUAAACUAUCUUCAUAACUUGGAGGUUCUUGACUUAAGUGGCAACUGCCCUCGCUGCCACAACGCUCCAUACCCUUGUGAACCAUGCGCCAAUAACAAAAGUCUUCUCAUCAGUCCCACAGCUUUUGCCUCGUUGAAGCAAUUAAAAUUUCUGCGGCUACACAGCACUUCUCUUCACCAUGUGAAUCCUAAGUGGUUUGAAAAUACUAGAAAUCUAGAACGACUUGAUCUUUCACAAAAUUAUUUGGCUAAAGAAAUUGAAGAGGCCAAGUUUCUGAAUUUCCUUCCUAAUCUCCUAGAUCUAGAUUUAUCUUUCAAUUAUGAACUGCAAGAAUACCCUACAUAUUUGAAUCUGCCACGCACAUUUUCUAAUCUUACUAAGCUUAAAUACUUGAGACUAAGGGGUUAUGUUUUCAAAACACUGAACCUGGACACUGUGCAAUAUUUGAGAAAUCUCAUUAAUCUUACUGAGCUGGACUUUGGAACUAAUUUUAUUAGAAAUGCUGACUUUAAUAUGUUUAAAGACUUCCCAGCUCUUCAAAUCAUAAACCUUUCCUUCAAUAAAAUAUCUCCCUCUUCAGAAGGAUUCAGUGAGGUUCCGUUUUACUCUAGUCAUGUGCCUUUAUUUGGUCAAUACAAGGAGAUGCAUUAUUUUGUAUAUGAUGAAUAUAGUCGUAGCUGCAGCUCUAAAGACCGAGAGAUGUCUCCUUCCUUGCCACAUGGCACUGAACCUUCUUGUACUCAAUAUGGCAAAACACUGGAUUUAAGCAGAAAUAACAUGUUUUUUAUUAAUCCCUCUGAUUUCCAGAACUUUGCUUCUAUUAAGUGUCUUAACUUGUCGGGCAACGCCAUGAGUCAAACCUUACAUGGAAAAGAAUUCCGCUCUUUGUCUGGCUUGAAGUACCUGGAUUUCUCAAACAAUCGAAUUGAUUUGCUAUAUUCAAAUGCCUUUCAAGAGCUGAAAGAACUAGAAAUCCUAGACCUUAGUGAUAACAAGUACUAUUUUCAGGCGGAAGGUGUCACUCACAUGUUGAAUUUUACCAGUAAUUUGACUUCUUUGAAAAAGUUGAUCCUGAAUGGGAAUGAGAUUUUUACUUCUGAGGACAAAGGGAUGAAAAGCAGUUCCAUCCAAGAACUGGAAUUUAGAAAGAAUCGUUUGGACAUCUUGUGGAAGGCUGGAACUAAAAAAUACCUCUCAUUCUUCAAGGAGCUGAAGUGUCUGAAGAAUCUUGACAUCUCUGACAACUCCCUGAGUUAUUUACCUGAUGAAGUAUUUGAUGGCCUGCCUGAACAGCUCCAGCAGCUCAAUCUGAGCAAUAAUAAAUUGAAGACAUUUACAUGGUGGAAAUUUAAAGUUCUGAAGAACCUGACAAUCCUGGAUCUUAGGAACAACCUGUUGACUACUGUCCCCAGUGAGCUAUCCAACUGCUCUGGAGCUCUUCAAAACCUCACCCUGCAACACAACAGGAUCAAAAGGCUGGCCGAAAAUUUUCUCCGAGGUGCUUUCCAGCUGAGAUAUUUGGACCUCAGUUUUAAUAAGAUCAGAACAAUCAGGAACUCCAGCUUCCCACCAAAUGUGAUCAACAAACUAAACAUACUACUUCUAAAUGGCAAUCCUUUCAAAUGUGAUUGUGAUAUUGUGUGGCUGGCUUGGUGGAUGAACAGAACUAAAGUGACUAUUCCACGGCUGGCAACAGAUGUGACUUGUACAGGCCCAGGUGCAUGGAAAGGUAAAGGUGUGGUUUUAUUAAAUUUGGAUACCUGUGAACUGGACUACUCCCAAAUCCUGUACUGUGCAUCAGCCUCCAUAAUUAUGUCUCUGAUGAUGUUCACACUUACCAGCCACCUUUAUUUCUGGGAUGUGUGGUAUAUCUACCAUUUCUGCACAGCCAAGCUAAAAGGAUAUAAGCGAUUAUCCUCAAAAGUUUGGUAUGAUGCUUUUGUUGCUUAUGAUAUAAAAGAUGCAGCUGUAAAUGAAUGGGUCCUGAAAGAAUUGGUUGAAAAACUAGAAAAUGAGGAAGAGAAACAAUUCAAUUUGUGCUUGGAAGAAAGAGACUGGCUACCAGGACAGCCAGUUUUGGAUAACCUUUCUGAGAGCAUAGAAAUGAGCAGAAAAACUAUAUUUGUGCUGACAAACAGGUACAUUGCUUGUGGCAACUUCAGAACAGCCUUUUACCUGGCACACCAACGGCUCAUGGAUGAAAAGGUAGAUGUAAUCAUCUUGAUAUUUCUUGAAAAGGUUUUACAAAAGUCAAAAUAUCUCCGUCUCCGGAAGCGACUGUGUAGUAGGUCUGUACUUGAAUGGCCUACCAAUCCUCAGUCUCAGUGUUAUUUCUGGCAUUGCCUGAAAAAUGCAUUAGCAGUAAACAAUGAUGUGAGCUAUAACAUUUUGUUUAAAGAAAUAGUAUAG
This is a messenger RNA of Gekko japonicus, 3237 nucleotides long. It is a transcript of the gene TLR7, whose product is annotated as toll-like receptor 7. Gene Ontology annotation, cellular component: plasma membrane. NCBI's taxonomy places the organism in Eukaryota, Metazoa, Chordata, Lepidosauria, Squamata, Gekkonidae. Gene Ontology annotation, molecular function: protein binding; pattern recognition receptor activity. The record is from RefSeq and is a predicted model, not a curated record. Gene Ontology annotation, biological process: canonical NF-kappaB signal transduction; toll-like receptor signaling pathway; defense response to virus. The transcript is spliced from 3 exons. Bases 1 to 3237 code for a protein of 1078 amino acids.